Messenger RNA from Brassica oleracea var. oleracea, 2073 nucleotides. RefSeq names its product ubiquitin carboxyl-terminal hydrolase 18. Gene Ontology annotation, cellular component: nucleus; cytosol. NCBI's taxonomy places the organism in Eukaryota, Viridiplantae, Streptophyta, Magnoliopsida, Brassicales, Brassicaceae. The transcript has 10 exons. The record is from RefSeq and is a predicted model, not a curated record. The coding region runs from base 122 to 1972 and encodes 616 amino acids. Gene Ontology annotation, biological process: protein deubiquitination. Gene Ontology annotation, molecular function: cysteine-type deubiquitinase activity; cysteine-type endopeptidase activity.
AAAAAAAAAGUGUGAAUUUUCUUUUCCAACAAAAAAAAAAGAAGAAGACACAGAAGAAACUAGAAAGAAGGAAGGAAGAGAUUGAUGAUUACGAGAAAGGAAUUGUUUCUUUACUAAUUAGAUGCAUGAGGUUGGCUCUCCGCUGGAUCUCUCCGUCUUCACUCGCCUGAUACCGACUCUCUUCUUCCUCGCCGUCGGUGUCUUUUACUUCCUCAAAAACACCGCCGCUAAGUACUUCGAUAUCGGCGGCGCCGCCGCCGGAGGUUUCGACAGGGAACUCGUGGCGGUCGGUGCGGAGGAUUGCACCACGAAAUGCUCUCGCUGCAAUUCCGUUCGAUACUGCUCAGAAGAGUGCCAAACGUCAGAUUGGAGUUCAGGUCAUCAAAGAAGGUGCAGGGAGAUUGGGAUUACUACCUUAACACCAUCUGCCAGAAACGGCCUAAGGUUCAGAGCUUCAAGGUUUGGGGAUUGUCCGGAGCGAGACCAAAACAAGAUUAGGUUCAAGCCAAGAGAAGUUCUUUUCCCAUAUGAGGAAUUUGUUAGAUACUUUAACUGGGACAAUACAGAUUUGGCUCCCUGUGGGCUCAUGAAUUGUGGAAACAGUUGUUUUGCGAAUGUGAUUCUACAAUGCCUAUCGUGGACACGUCCUCUUGUUGCAUACCUACUAGAGAGAGGCCAUAGGAGUGAAUGUAUGCGUGACGAUUGGUGCUUCUUCUGUGCAUUUCAAACCCAUGUCGAGAGAGCGAGCCAAAGCCGGUACCCUUUUUCACCGGUGAACAUUAUCUCACGGCUAACUAACAUCGGUGGAACUCUUGGGUAUGGGAGACAAGAGGAUGCUCAUGAGUUCAUGAGGUACGCGAUUGAUACGAUGCAGUCUGUUUGCCUCGACGAAUUCGGUGGAGAAAAAAUGGUGCCUCCUCGCUCUCAAGAGACAACACUUGUUCAGUAUAUAUUCGGCGGUCUCCUCCAAUCACAGGUUCAGUGUACUGUUUGCAAUAACGUCUCUGAGCAAUACGAGAACAUGAUGGAUUUAACGGUCGAGAUUCAUGGAGAUGCUGUGUCUCUGGAGGAAUGUCUUGAUCAGUUUACAGUCAAAGAGUGGCUUCAGGGCGAUAACAUGUACAAAUGUGAUAGGUGUAAUGACUAUGUGAAGGCAUGUAAGCGUCUUACGAUCCGGCGACCCCCAAAUGUUCUUACCAUUGCCUUAAAAAGAUUUAAGGGAGGAAGAUACGGGAAACUGAACAAAAGAAUUAGUUUUCCUGAGACAUUGGAUCUUAGACCUUACAUGAGCCAAGGCGGAGAAGGAUCAGAUGUGUAUAAACUCUAUGCAGUGAUUGUCCAUCUAGACAUGCUGAAUGCAUCCUUCUUCGGCCAUUACAUAUGCUACAUUAAGGACUUUAGCGGAAACUGGUAUAGAGUAGAUGAUUCCGAGAUAGAAAGUGUGGAAUUAGAAGAUGUUCUUUCUCAAAGAGCUUAUAUGCUUCUCUACAGCAGGAUUCAAGCUCGGUCAUCAUUACCGUGUGCGAGUCUCGGAUCAGAAGUUCAAGAGGAGAAGGAAACAGACACAUUGGCUACAAAACCUUGCCAAAAAGAGUUAGUUGAGAGUUCAAUGGUAGAAGCUAUUGACACCAGUAGCAGCAGCAGCAGCCAUGCCGCCAGUGAAGACCUUGAAUGUGAACAAGAAUCAUCAUCCUCGUCGUCGUCAUCAAUUUCAUCACCUUCGUCACCAUCUGAAGUGACCUCUGAAUCUUGCACGGUUGAUGGAUUGGAUUCUGACUCAAACCCUUGGAUUGAUGAUGACUCUGCAACAGAUCAUCAAGAGUCUGUUGUAACAAAUGGUAACAUAGAUGGAGAGGUAAAAAAACAUGCUGUCGGUUCUUGUUCAGACGUUACAGCUUCAGUUCCAUCGAGUUGUUCAAAACCCCAACAUCCGGUGAGAGAUACAGACACCAAGAUGAUCGGUGCUCAAUGAUGUGGAAUGUUGCAUCAUUUUGGAAGUAGUAAUGCAGAUAAUAAUAAUAAUAAUAUUACACAAUGACUUAAUAGUGCAAAAGGUUGAUUAUAUUAUAUAAA